Messenger RNA from Odontomachus brunneus, 1237 nucleotides. RefSeq lists its product as uncharacterized. The record is from RefSeq and is a predicted model, not a curated record. Gene Ontology annotation, molecular function: odorant binding. The transcript is spliced from 5 exons. The coding region runs from base 623 to 1081 and encodes 152 amino acids. Lineage: Eukaryota; Metazoa; Arthropoda; Insecta; Hymenoptera; Formicidae.
GCAAAUAUUUCAAUAUAUAAUUGACUAAUAUCCAAUUAUUGGUUAAUGGAUUACUGUAGUCACAGAUUACUGUUCGCAACAGAUCAUUCUGCAAUAAAGUUAACAUUUGAUCACUUAUUCGUCCAAAUCUUACAUGCAUUAAAGCAUUCACGCAACAAAACAUCCGUAAAAAAGAAACGCAUAUAUGACACAAGCAAAAAACAACGAAAUACAUUUACACUUUCACGAAUGACUUAUUCCGCACGUUUCGAAGAUCACUUCGUUCAAGAGAAAGCACAGACGCGAAAGUAAUGAAUCAAUAAUUAAUAGGAAAUCGAACCCUAACAUAUUCUUAUUAUAUUAAUUCCAUUCGUGUUUAACAAUUUGCACGUCUGUCAACAUAACACACCGAAAUUCACUGAAUAGCGACUGAUGGAAUUCUCUUUCUGUGACUUCGGCAUUUGCGUGACAUUGCGUCCGAUAACCUCCGAUAUUAGUGUAACCCAAUAUUUUUUCUUUUAUCAUUAGUAUAUAAAUCCUGUAUAUCGUGAUAUUAACAGCAGUUCAUAGCUGAAUAGUUGCGGAUUAUUAAUCGCAAACUAAAAUCUAUUAUCGUGGAAAAGAAAGCUACACGAGUCGAAACAUGAAGCUAACACUUUUGCUUUUCUUCACAUUCGUCGUUGCCACAAUGGGCAAAAAUCCAAAGGACAUGCAAUACGAAAGAAUGGUAGAAGGAAUAGCGAACUUUUUAGAAAUGACGAAGGAUGAAGCGCGGACAUGCUUCAUCGAGAAAGGCAUAACACUAGAUAUGAUAAAAUUUGACACGAGAAGGAGAAACAAUUUACAAUCACCAGAUCUCCACGACAUAAAUUUAAAAAUCGGCUGUCUGUUUGCUUGCUUAGGCCAGAAGAAAGAAAUGAUGACAGAUGCGCAUUUAAAUGUAGGCAAGAUAAAAAAAAUGAUGGACUCCAAGGACGGAAAACCUAGUCCUGAGGAUCUCGCUAAACUCUAUCAAUAUGUGGAUUUGUGCGCCAAUCAGGUUAAAACCAUAACCGACGAGUGCAAAGUAGCUGCAACAUUCGUGUUAUGCAUGGAUUCAUAAAUUGCAACGCUUCUACGAGAUACAGUGACAAUGAAUAUGAAUUAAUGAUAAUGAUAAUGGAAAUUAAUGAUAUGAUAAUAAAUAAAGUAUGUAAAUAAAGCACAAUAUUAUAAUAUGUUAAGAACUUCUUCACUUUAAAACGUACAACACGGAUCU